AUGGCCACACAACCAGUCGAAGAAGGCUCACCGAAACGGGUACGAGAAUCUCCCCAGCAGGAGUUUACGCUCUCACUGGACGAACAACUAAUGCUUUGUCAAAAAUUACAGUAUCAAGAAGCCAAAGACUCACAGAUAUCCAUCUCUCAAGGGUACCGACCCCAAAUUCCGAAGAAACCACAGACAUGCGUUGCACGGAACGAUGAAGGCUCUUAA
Messenger RNA from Exophiala bonariae, 216 nucleotides. RefSeq lists its product as uncharacterized. Lineage: Eukaryota; Fungi; Ascomycota; Eurotiomycetes; Chaetothyriales; Herpotrichiellaceae. Bases 1 to 216 code for a protein of 71 amino acids. The transcript has 2 exons. The record is from RefSeq and is a predicted model, not a curated record.